Acanthaster planci (crown-of-thorns starfish) is the source of this 3588-nucleotide messenger RNA. Its product is annotated as rab GDP dissociation inhibitor alpha-like. Gene Ontology annotation, biological process: vesicle-mediated transport; protein transport; small GTPase-mediated signal transduction. The record is from RefSeq and is a predicted model, not a curated record. Gene Ontology annotation, cellular component: cytoplasm. NCBI's taxonomy places the organism in Eukaryota, Metazoa, Echinodermata, Asteroidea, Valvatida, Acanthasteridae. Gene Ontology annotation, molecular function: Rab GDP-dissociation inhibitor activity.
CCGCGAAAAAAUCUCAAGUAAUCUUUGGGGGUUGUCCACUUUCAGUUCAGAUUAAACCUUUAAUACACAUUUCAAGAGAUAUAGAUGUGUAUUUUGGCACAAUGUCUGUCCUUAUUUAGUGAUUAAUUAUAAAUAAAACCAAACUACUUUUUUCAUCAAUCCCACAUCGACGGCAGAGGACAUCGGGGAUUGGCAACAGCCAUCUUGGAUUCUCCAGCGUGAAUCAGGAAGUGGGCAGAGGCUAGCGCCCAAGUUGUCCUCAAAACCUGCUAACAAAGCUGUUUCUGCUUCGCUUCUUUGGCAAGAGCUGAAUUUCAUCCUUUUUCACGAUGGAUGAAGAGUACGACGCUAUUAUUUUGGGCACAGGGCUCAAGGAAUGUGUCAUCAGUGGACUGCUGUCAGUGUCGGGAAAGAAAGUGCUUCAUAUGGACAGAAACAAGUACUAUGGUGGCGAGAGUGCAUCUAUAACACCGUUGGCAGAUUUGUUCAACAAGUACGGCAAGGACAGUGAAUACAAUGAAGAAUCCUAUGGAAAAGGCAGGGACUGGAGCGUAGACCUCAUCCCAAAGCUCAUCAUGGCCAAUGGAGAGCUUGUCCGAAUGUUGAUACUCUCUGGCGUGACCAGGUACCUGGAGUUCAAAAGCAUUGAGAGCAGUUACGUGUUCUACAAGGGCAAACUGUCAAAGAUUCCCGCGUCCGAUACCGAGGCGUUGAAAACUGACCUGGUCGGUGUAUUUGAAAAGAAGCGCUUUGCUGAUCUGGUCAGCUGUGUGGCCAAGUACACAGAAGAGGACGGUGUGACCAAGAAAGGCUACCAGAAAGGGAUGAAAACAGAAGACUUCAUCAAGCUCUUUAACAUCCCAAACGUGACAGACGUCAUUGGUCAUGCCAUUGCGCUGCAGCUGGACGAUGAUUACUUGCAAAGUCCAUGUGAAGACACCGUGAAGCGGCUAAAGCUGUACUUUGACUCUGUCUCUAGAUACGGGAAGAGCCCGUACCUCUACCCAUUGUAUGGCCUAGGGGAGCUACCACAAGGCUUUGCCAGGUUGAGUGCCAUCUACGGGGGUACCUACAUGCUGGACAAGCCCGUUGAAGAGAUCGUGAUGGACGGCGGCAAGGUGGUUGGGGUGAAGUCCCAGGGAGAGACCGCCCGCACCAAGCUUGUGGUGGGCGACCCGUCCUACUUCCCGGACCUGGUGAAGAAAACCGGACAGGUGGUGCGAGCAAUCUGCAUCCUGGACCACCCUAUCGUAACAAAGAAGGGAAAUUCAGUUGGAGUGUCGACGCAGAUCAUCUUCCCUUGCAGUCAAGUGCAGGGCCGAAAAUCAGAUAUCUACGUCUGUUGUGUGUCGUUUGCACACAACGUGGCUGCCAAAGGUCACUACAUUGCCAUAGCAUCCUGCAAGGUGGAGACGGACAAUCCGCUGCGCGAGCUGGAAAUUGCACUAGACCUCCUGAAGCCCAUUAAGGCUCAGUUUAACUCGGUGUCGGACCUGUACGAGCCCAUUAACGACGGCACAGACAACAAGAUCUUCAUCACCACGUCGUACGAUGCCACGACUCACUUCGAGUCUACCUGCUGUGACAUCAAGGAUGUCUACAAGAGGGUGACGGGGGAAGAUGUGGACUUCUCCAAAGUCACCACCAACCUUGAAGUCGACAACUAGUACACUUGAAACUUUCCACUGCAUGUUAGGGACUCAAAUAGUUGUAACCCAGUACGUUCUCAAUUUUCUCUAACUCCCCCCCCCCCCGGAUAGAGACCGUUUUUCUUUGCACCCAAAAAUAAUGCAUUGCCAAAUAUUGCAAAAAAAGAGGAAGGUUUGGGCCUUCUCCUGUGCUAGUCAUAUCCAGGAGACUUACACUGGACUCAACACUGGACCACCUCUGCUGGUACACUGGCCAGUUUUCAAGAGGAGAGAUUCUCCUUGCGGGCUCAGUAAUUUGUGAGAACAGUAGUGAGUAGUAUGCGCACCGGUGCAGGAGCGUUAUGUAACUUGCCAUCAGCAUUUGAAUGCGGUAAACAGAAGGUGCCGCAAUAAUGGAUAUAAAAUGGUAUAUUGGAUAGGUAAAUUAGAAAAAAAAUGAGUGGGGCCAUGUGUUUUUCCCUUUGGCUUCUAAGGUGAUAGAUUGCAGUAUGUUCUAAAGUCAUAAAUGUCACAAAGCCUAAAAAGUGGAGCUAAGAUGGGAUAUUGGCUCAUAGACAGAAGCUUGGAAUAUGUGUUAUGGACGUUGAAGACGUACGUCUGUCAGUGAAAGCAUUCAUUUGUAGUUGGCUGAUGAAACAAGAAUCAGUCAUUUCCAGUCACUUUGUCUUGGUUAUAUACUGAACAGGGGAGAUGUGUAUCUCAAAUAGGUUGGUUUGUGGCGCUGUUUGUGAAGUGCUUGAGAGAGAGCGGAAGUCGGCGCCAAAGCAGCAGGGGGAAAAUGUGAUGUUGCUGCUAAUUUUUUUGGUUCUGCUUUUAGUAGAAAUUUUGUGGGUCCCCCCUCCCUUUUGUGUCAAGCGCCACAGAAUGCUGUAAUCUGGCCACUUCAGUCAUGGACCAGCUAUUGUGUGGUGGUUACUUUGAUGGUCACUUAACCACCUAGGGUGUAUGUAAAAGUAAUAUUGAAAUCGGACGAUUGAGGACCGUUAGGGUUUGAUGCGACCGUCAAGUGGCCAGACCUGCAAAAUGUGCUCGGCUGUUCGCCUUGUGUAUAAGUCGGCCAUGCUUCCCCUGCAUGCUCGCGCGUGGGAUGCUCCGGUGCUAUUCUGUUGCCCGAAUUUCGGCGCCACUCAUGAUACAAUGUCUCUCUGGUACAGCUAGAGUACCAAAGUGUGAGUGACAUCCUGUAGUACCAGGAAGUGUCAUACAAAUGCACGGAGUACACGCGUGUUGGUUCACACGCUGGUUGUUGCACUAAUGCCUUGCACACACAUACUUGCGCGUACAAAGUAUCCACUUUGGUACCUUAUACCCAGCGUCGUCUGGUGCCCCAAGCUUUACCGUGUGGCUUUGGGCAUGCAUAUUUUCAGUGAUACAUUGUGUACUUGCCAACCCUUGCAGAAGAAAGCGUUUGUCGGGACAAUGUGGGAUAUCCCUGUACAGGGCCCUCAAGAUCAGUCCGGGGUACGGUAUUUCUGUACAGGGGCAUCUUAGUGCACCACCCUGAGCCCUCUUCUCGCUCAUUUUAAGGCCAGAUUUCCUUUGCGAAGUUUGUCUUGUCCUCGCUGUACAGGAGAGUUAAAGACAACAUAGAAUCUUCUUUUGAAUGCAGUUUAUUUUAUUUUUCUCCUCCCGCAAGUAGGGACAUGUGUUGUUGCUUGACGAGAGUGUACUCGUCAAAGGCAUGUGUGCGUCUGUGUGCUCCAAAUUUCCGAGAAAGAUAACCGAUUGACUUUUAAUCGCACACAACUUAAAUGUGAUAUUCGUAGGUAGCAUUCUGGUGUAUUGAGAUUAGCAUAAAGAGAGAAUCAAAACACUGUAAUAUAUUUACUGUAAUCAAAUGACCAGUUCUUCCAAUACGCUGGGUUUGGAAGUUUUGUAUCGUCAGAACUGUAAUCACAAAGGUAACAAUUGAAGAGAAAAAAAAAGAGAGAAAAAAAAA